Molecule: messenger RNA, 1380 nt
Organism: Acanthosepion pharaonis
Lineage: Eukaryota; Metazoa; Mollusca; Cephalopoda; Sepiida; Sepiidae
Source: the annotation of a GenBank genome assembly
AUGUCUAUGGUGUUUGACACUGUCUAUUCUGUAACCACUUUCUUUCUUUUCGAUGUUUUUAAUUUGUGCCAAGAGCUCACUGUUUUUCUUAUAAUCUGCUUUCUUUCUUUCUUUCUUUCUCUGCUCAACUUCUAUCUGUUAUUACACUUUUACAUAUGUCUUUUUUUCUUCCUUGUUUUUUCUGUGGUCAGCUUCUAUUAUUAUUCGUUUACACACUUCUUUCUUUCUUUCUUUUCCUUCUUUCUUUCUUUCUUUCUUUCUUCCUUCCUUCCUUUCUUUCUUUCUUUCUUUCUUAUGACACACUUCUUUCUUUCUUUCUUUUCCUUCUUCCUUGCUUUCUUUCUUCCUUCCUUUCUUUCUUUCCUUCCUUCCUUCCUUCCUUCCUUCCUUCCUUCCUUCCUUUCUUUCUUUCUUUCUUAUGACACCCUUCUUAAAACAUUCAUUUUCCUUCUGAUUUGUUAUCCUUUCUUUUAUUCUUCAUUUGCGUGUCAUUUUCUUUCUUACUUCGCUUUUCUUUCUUUCUUUCUUUUUUCUUUCUUUCUUUCUUUCUUGCAUGUAACCUUUAUUUUUCAUGUUCUGUUAUUCUUUCUUUUAUUUGAUUGUGCGUCAUUUCUUUCCUUCUUUAAUCAGCUUCUUUAUACAUUUCUUUCUUUCUUUCUUUCUUUCUUUCUUUCUUUUUUCUCUACCCACCCUGUAUCUGUUAUUACUUCUUCACACACUUUAUUCUUUUUCUUCCUUGUUUUCUUUUUUUUCUCAGCUACUAUAUGUUAUUACCCUUUAAGACACUUUCUAUCUUUCUUUCUUCCUAUCUUUCCCUUAAUUUCUCUUUCUUUCUUAUCUUCAAACUGCACGCAUUUAUCUUUCUUUCUUUCUUUCUUUCUUUCUUUCUUUCUUCUCAUCUUCCAAUUGCAUUCAUUUUCCUUUCUUUUAUCGUUCUUUCUUCUCAUCUUCCAUUUGCGUUCAUUUUUCUUCCUCUCUUGUUUGCUUUCUUUUUGUAUCCAUUUUUUUUUUCUUUCUUCUCAUAUUCCUAUUGCAUUUAUUUUCUUUUUUUCUUUCUUCUCAUCUUCAAAUUUCAUUCAUUUUUCUUUCUUUCUUCUCAUCUUCCAAUUGGAUUCAUCUGUUUCUUUCUUUCUUUCUUUCUUUCUUCUCAUCUUCCAAUUGGAUUCAACUGUCUUUCUUUCUUUCUUUCUUUCUUUUUUUUCUUCUCAUCUUUCAAUUGGAUUAAUCUUUCUUUCUUUCUUUCUUCUCAUCUUCCAGAUUGAUCCAUCUUUCUUUCUUUCUUUCUUUCUUCUCAUCUUCCAUUUUUAUCCAUAUUUCUUUCUUCUCAUCUUCCAAUUAAAUUCAUCCUUCUUUCUUUCUUUCUUUCUUCUCAUCUUCUAA